This is a messenger RNA of Haliotis rubra (blacklip abalone), 1318 nucleotides long. RefSeq names its product mediator of RNA polymerase II transcription subunit 30-like. The record is from RefSeq and is a predicted model, not a curated record. Lineage: Eukaryota; Metazoa; Mollusca; Gastropoda; Lepetellida; Haliotidae. Gene Ontology annotation, cellular component: mediator complex. Gene Ontology annotation, molecular function: transcription coregulator activity. Gene Ontology annotation, biological process: positive regulation of DNA-templated transcription. The coding region runs from base 212 to 802 and encodes 196 amino acids. The transcript has 5 exons.
CAAGGGCGAAUAACUCUAAAUUGCUCCAAAUUGCUUGAUCGUUUUGUCUUCAAUUUGAGUGUUUAUUUUCUUGCAAAUAACUUACUACCACACUUGGAGUAAUUGUAAGCUGUUGGCAACAACGAAUGGUCUUUGGAUCAUUACAAAGAUUAUCGAGAUCUUGCUUUUGAAGUAGAAAAUCUGUGGGAUACUAUACUACUAAAAGUUGUGAAUGAUGGCUGGCCCAGGUCAACAUUACCCCCUGACAGCCCAGAUGUCUGCCCCUGCAUCCUAUCAGGCAUACCAACCACCUCCUCCACCACCUCCACAGAUGUCACCACAGCAACAACAGAUGAUGGUUCAACCCAAAGAGAUAAAUGCUGCUUUGUUUUGUAGAGCUGGGCAGGAAGCUGUUCACGACCUUGUUUCCAAAGCUACAGAAUUAUUUCAGCAGAUGUACCGGUUACAGAUUCCAAAUGGAGUUACAGCUGGUCCGCAGCUGUACCAGGAGAGGCGGAUCAAGAUUGAUGAACAGCUACGUGUCAUCCUUCAGAUGUUUCAGAAGCUAAGAGUGAUCUACAACAAAGUAAAUGAAAUAUCUAUACACUUCCCGGAACCACCAGAAGAGUUGCUGAUUCCGCUAGUUGGUUCAGAAGUGGAUCAGACAUCAAUGAACAAUGAUGUUUACAGAUAUGUUGCAGAGGAACAUAGAGAAAUUGUAGAGCAAGUGAGGAUGAAGAACCAGGAGAUUAAAGACAUCAUUGACCAGAUACGUUCCAUCAUCUGGGAGAUCAACACUAUGAUUACUAUGAGGAAAACGUGAUACAAGGUCAAGGUCACAAUGUCUGUACACAGGGCAUUGGAGGCUGGGCAGUAGUGGGGUGGCCAUGUUGCCCAAGAUACCAACUUGCUCCAGUAUUCCAAUAAGGAAAAAACUGUUGCCUUAAGACACUUGAACUCUGAUUUUGUGAACAUGUGAAUCUCACUUUUCUUUGGAAAUGGAGAAAUGUCUUCAGUGCUACUUUUCAUAGCAGAGUUACAUCCCUUUGCCCUUCCAGGAUCUGCGGACAUGUUCGUACAAUUGCAGACUUGUCUCAUUUUGUCACCACAUACUCCUGGAUUUUAACAAAGUGGUAAAUAUCAAUGCUAUGUGUCACUUAAUGUUUCAUACUUUCAACUUGAAGUGGUGUUACUGAAAACUGAAAUAGUGUGAAGUGCUGAAUGAACUCAGUGAGGUGGAGGAUAUUUCAGGAAAGGGGUAACUGUCUGGGGGAGAAAGAAUGUAUGCAUUUUGUGUAAUAUUUGUAAUGUAUGAAAAUAUACAAUCAUAUUGAUUUAA